Molecule: messenger RNA, 1570 nt
Organism: Amblyraja radiata (thorny skate)
Lineage: Eukaryota; Metazoa; Chordata; Chondrichthyes; Rajiformes; Rajidae
Gene: igfbp7
Product: insulin-like growth factor binding protein 7
Exons: 5
Coding region: 143-931 (262 amino acids)
Biological process (GO): regulation of signal transduction; regulation of cell growth
Cellular component (GO): extracellular region
Molecular function (GO): insulin-like growth factor binding
Source: RefSeq, a predicted model, not a curated record
GUUCAGCUUCAUUUAGCUUGUGCUAGCGUGAGGAGGUUAUCUUUUUUUUUUAGUGGGGACUUGAGUUUGAGAUGGUUAUGCUGGGUGGAGCCUGCGUUGCUGUAUAAGGGGGCACGGGUCUCACAGGCUCAAGUUAUUCGCGAUGCUUCGUGCGAUGAUGGGCGUCCAGUUACUGGGUGGGUUUCUCCUGCUGUGCCUCUCGGCCAGCGCCGAGCAGAAGGCGGGUUCGGCUCAGUGUCCUCCCUGCGUGUUGUCCGAAUGCCCGGCUCUGCCGCCCGGGGGCUGCCCGCUGGGUGAAGCGCCCAGUCAGUGCCGCUGCUGCACCGUGUGCGCCGCCGGCCAGGGAGAGCGUUGCGGCGGCCGCGACUACCAGUACGGUCGCUGCGCCCAGGGCUAUGAGUGCGACCGCUCAGGCAGCAAGCGGAGGGGCCGGGGGCGAUGCGUCUGCAAAUCCCCCGAGCAGGUGUGCGGCAGCGACGGCAUCACCUACAGCAACGGCUGCGAGCUGAAAGCCGCGGCUCGGCGAGCGGAGGAGCAGGGAGGCAGCCCGCUGACCAGGGGCCACAAAGGAGCUUGCGAGAGAGCUCCAGUUAUUGUGACACAACCUCAGGAGAUUUGGAAUGUCAGUGGAUCACAAGUUUACCUCAGCUGUGAAGUUAUCGGAGUACCCACCCCCGUACUUACCUGGAACAAGGUAAUGAAAACCAAGACUGGCGUGGAAAAGGUCGAGUUAUUGCCUGGUGACCGUGACAACCUUGCCAUCCAGACUCGAGGUGGGCCGGAGAAGCACGAGGUGACAGGAUGGGUGUUGAUAUCUCCACUCACUCAAGGGGAUGCAGGAGAGUAUGAAUGUUAUGCAUCAAACACCAAGGGAGAAGCUGCAGCUACUGGAAAUAUACAUGUGGUUGAUAAACUAAAAAAGAAACCGUGAGUUAAAAUGAAGAAUUAACAACAGACUGAACCAUGAGCACAACUACCUGCAGGGAAUUCUGUGAAUGUGCAGAAUCUGGUGGUGUUUCUUUUCAAUAUAUUACAAAUUAAGUGUUACUGGGAUCUUUCUCUUUCUUGUAUACUGUAUUAAUUCAGUGAUUUGUGGUCUUAUGUAUCUUUUAUAUUUACUCUGCUUGCAAUUAAAUACUAUAAAUCAAUAAGAGGAACAGAGCAUUGUGUAAUCAAAAUGCAAAGAUAUGAAAUAAAGUUUAUAAAUAGCUUAAAAUACAACAUUUUAUUUGUUUUCACAACAAAACCAACUUACAACAUUGGCAAAAAAUAAAUUUACCAUUGAGAACAUACAAAUAAAAGGCACAGAGCAAGUGUGGUUGAAAUUCCAGACCGUAAGUAAUACCCUUUCUGUACCGUCUGGUGCACCCUGUCCUGCAGAUAAUUUUGCCAGUCACAUUUUACUUCAGCAUUUUGUCACAGUUCGACUGUGUGAAGAUCAUAUUUAGUUUAUGAAAUCAUCAUUCGUGGUGCAAUACUCAUUGACAUCAACUCCUGGAAGAGAAGUUUGCAGGCAUAGGGCAACCGUACCAAUGAAAUCUGCAAAUCAAAUACCAAGACAAAAAAAAAA